Molecule: messenger RNA, 542 nt
Organism: Xenia sp. Carnegie-2017
Lineage: Eukaryota; Metazoa; Cnidaria; Anthozoa; Malacalcyonacea; Xeniidae
Exons: 3
Coding region: 82-537 (151 amino acids)
Source: RefSeq, a predicted model, not a curated record
UGGCACUUUGCAAAAAUUGGUCUUCACAAGGUUGCAGUUGUAAUGAAGUUUUGAAGACAUUCUAGUCAUAAGGAAUAUGAGAUGUCGAAUUGCACUUAUGUUAAUGUCACUGAUUAUCUUUUGAUGCCCAUUGUGCAAGUAUCUACUUUGAAUGGAGUGUCAAAUGUUUCUGAAAAUGACACUAAAGUAUCUUUUGAUGCACCGGGCUUUGCUAACCUCACAGUCUUGAUGAGAACUACUGAUCCUUAUUUCGUUUGUAAACGGCUUGCAUAUUUGUGGAACUUUAAUGAUGGCAGUCACUUUUCUGGAAUGCACGUCACCCAAUACUACAAUAAGUCUGAUUAUUUUUCUGUUAAUUUGAAUGUAUACAAAGUCUUCGAAUUUGAAAAGAAUCGUCAGUUGGCUACAAAUUUCUCAUUGACAUUAUAUGUGAAAGAGGCAGAAAAGAAGCCCAAUGGCAGUGAUACAGCUAUUGACAUCACUUUGGUGCUGUCUAUAUUUAUUUUUAAUAUGUUGAUAAAUGAAGAUAUUGUAUAACUUGA